Miscanthus lutarioriparius is the source of this 1188-nucleotide messenger RNA. The record is from the annotation of a GenBank genome assembly. Lineage: Eukaryota; Viridiplantae; Streptophyta; Magnoliopsida; Poales; Poaceae.
AUGGAGGAGGAGGUCCAUGGCAUCGUCAUCGUCGGUGGCGGCAUCUGUGGCCUUGCCACUGCUCUCGCUCUGCACCGAAAAGGGAUAAGUAGCCUUGUGCUGGAGAAGUCGGAGACUCUGCGCACAGAUGGAGUGGCCAUUGGUGUUCAUGCCAAUGGAUGGCGAGCUCUGGACCAACUUGGUCUUGCUACAGAGCUCAGGGAGACCGCCAACAUAAUUACCGGGUACCACAAUGUGUGGCAGCAGCAGAGCAAGAGCACCAUCAUACCUGCCAGGCAUUGGCGAGGAGCUUACCAGCAGGAACCAUCCGCUUCAGCUGUCACAUUGCAGCAAUUGUGGCAGACCCUGAUCCUGAUGGCAGCAACCGCACCCUUCUUAGGAGUUAGGACAAUGGACGGCAGCACCAUCAAGGCCAAUGUCCUGAUUGGCUGUGAUGGGGCCAACUCGGUGGUAGCCAAGUACUUGGGAUUGGGCAGUCCGUCGCAUCUUCCUCUCCUGAUCAUGCUCGGAUUGACGAGCUACCCGCACGGGCAUCCGUUCGGAACCCAGUUUCUGCGCUUCGCGGGCAACGGUUUCGCCGUUGGGCGCUUGCCUGUCACUGAAAAUCUGGUCCAUUUCUUCGUCAGUAGGCCAAGCCCUGCCACAGGCUUCACCGACGAGAGUGCCGCGAGAGAGUACGUGCUCGAGAAGCUCCAGGACUGCCCUGACGAGAUCGCGGACAUGGUGCGGCGGUGCGACGCAGCGGAGACGAAAACCCUGACCAAAGUGUGGUACCGUUCGCCAUGGCAGGUGUUGCUCGGCCGGUUCCAGAGAGGCACGGUGACGGUCGCGGGCGACGCAAUGCACGUCAUGGGGCCGUACAUCGGCCAGGGCGGCUCGGCCUCGCUGGAGGACACCGUCGUGCUUGCCCGGACGCUGUCGCGGUCGGUGCCGGACGGUGUCGUCGUCGUCGAUGGAAACGGGAGCACGAGGAGCCGUGAACUGCAAGACAAGAAGAUCAGCGUGGCGUUGGGGGAAUACGUCAGGGAGAGGAGGGCAAGGUUGUUCAUGCUGUCUCUUGAGUCUUACGUCAUCGGAACCUUGCGGAUCGCCAAGUCACUCCUGAAGAAGCUUGCCUGCGUGGCCAUGCUGACUCUUCUGGGCAGCGAGUCACGUCGCCACGCCAACUACAACUGUGGUCCCCUCUAG